UUGAAGAAGGAGGCUUGUGAAUUAGCUGUCAGAUUAAACUUUAUUGAUGAGCUUAUUGUGAAAGGUACCAAAUCUCUUGGUGUUGCGGAGAAAAAUGAUUCUCUUGAAGAUGGUAAGAUCCAUUUCAAUGGAGAAGAUAUUGACGUGGAUGACGCUUCAGCCAUUCAGAAACUGCGAGAGGAGAUCUAUAAGCAGUCAUUCAGGUCAUACUACCAGGCAUGCCAAAAUCUUGUGCAAUCGGAAGGAUCUGGAGCCUGUAGUGAAGGGUUUCAAGGGGGUUUCAAGCCUAGCACUGCCAGAAGUUCUCUUUCAAUUUCUGCUACAGAGUUGGAUGUAAGUUUGACAAGAAUUGAAGGAGGUGAUUUCGGGAUGAUAGAGAUUCUGCAAAAGCUUGAUCCAGUAUGCCGUGCACAUAGCAUCCCAUUUUCACGAUUAUAUGGUAGUAAUAUCAAUUUGCAGACGGGUUCCCUUGCUGUUUGGAUAAGAAAUUACACGUGCCCACUAUUUGCUGCAACUUCUGGCAGAUGUGAAGGACGUGUUAUAUUAGCUCAGCAGGCAACAUGUUUUCAGCCUCAAAUCCACCAAAAUGUGUACAUUGGGAGAUGGAGGAAGGUCCAUUUGCUCCGUUCUGCUAGUGGGACAACACCACCAAUGAAAACAUACUCUGAUUUGCCCUUACAUUUUCAGAAAGCAGAAAUUUCCUAUGGAGUUGGUUUCGAACCAGCUCUUGCUGAUAUUAGCUAUGCUUUUACAGUGGCGCUGCGUAGGGCCAAUUUGAGCAUCAGAAAUCCAAGUCCAGAUCCUCCGUUGCCUAAAAAGGAAAAGAGCUUGCCAUGGUGGGAUGAAAUGAAAAACUACAUUCAUGGAAACACCUCCAUAUAUUUUUCUGAGUCCAAAUGGAAUAUUCUUGCCAGUACUGAUCCUUAUGAAAAGUCUGACAAGCUUCAGAUAAGAUCUGGGUAUAUGGAACUCCAGCAGUCAGAUGGUCGCGUUUAUUGUUUUGCAAAGAACUUCAAGAUUCUAGUGAGCAGCUUGGAUAGCUUGUUGAAGAACUCCAACUUAAAGCGUCCACCUGGCUUUUCCUGUACUUUCAUAGAGGCCCCGGCCUUUAGUCUUGAAGUGAUAAUGGAGUGGGAAUGUGAAUCUGGAAACCCUCUAAACCAUUACUUAUUUGCAUUUCCCAGUGAAGGAGUGCCUCGUGAAAAAGUUUAUGAUCCAUUUAGAUCAACUUCUCUGUCACUACGGUGGAAUUUGUUGCUUAGGCCCUCUCUUCCCAUUCAUGAUAAUCAGUCAAGCUUAUGUUCAGUGGGUGAUCAGGGUGCCUUGGAUGCAACUGGUUGUGGUGCAACGAAGCCAGAUAGCUUGUCAGUUUCUCCAACACUAAAACUUGGUCCUCAUGAUUUGGCAUGGAUACUGAAAUUCUGGAGCUUAAAUUAUAAUCCGCCUCACAAAUUGCGGUCUUUUUCUAGGUGGCCACGUUUUGGAAUACCGAGAGUUCCUAGAUCUGGCAAUCUUUCAUUAGACAAGGUGAUGACAGAAUUUAUGUUCAGAGUUGAUGCCACACCAGCAUGCAUAAGGCAUAUGCCUUUAGACGAUGAUGACCCAGCAAAGGGGCUGACAUUUUCUAUGAAUAAGUUAAAAUAUGAACUUUAUUAUGGCCGGGGAAAGCAAAAAUACACCUUUGAGAGCAAGCGUGACACUCUUGAUCUUGUGUACCAGGGUCUUGACCUCCACAUGCCUAAGGCAUUUAUAAAUAGAGAUGAUGAUAGCAGUGUUGCAAAAGUAGUUAAAAUGACUAGGAAAACAUCACAAUCUGCAUCAACAGAAAGGUCUUCUAACGAUANUGAUAAAACUAGCAGUAUGAGCAGCAGCAUGGAGAAACAGCGUGAUGAUGGGUUUCUUUUAUCAUCUGAAUAUUUUACAAUCAGAAGGCAAGCCCCAAAAGCUGACCCAGAUAGGUUGUUGGCGUGGCAAGAAGCUGGUAGGAGAAAUCUCGAGAUGACAUAUGUGAGAUCUGAGUUUGAAAAUGGGAGUGAAAGUGAUGACCAUACAAGAUCUGACCCAAGUGACGAUGAUGGAUAUAAUGUAGUGAUCGCUGAUAAUUGUCAGCGUAUCUUUGUCUAUGGUCUAAAGCUUUUGUGGACACUUGAGAAUAGGGAUGCAGUUUGGUCUUGGGUAGGUGGAAUAUCUAAGGCUUUUGAAUCUCCAAAGCCAUCUCCUUCUAGGCAAUAUGCCCAAAGAAAGUUGCUGGAGGAUAGUGAGGUGAUUGAUAGAACUGAAUUACCUCAAGAUGAUAACCAGAAGUCUCCAGUUAGUCACGGUGCAAGUUCCUCUUCUCCACAACACGUGAGGCCAUCAAAAGCACAAGUAGAAUCACCUCCAUCAAGUGAAGUUAAAGUGGAAACUCUUCCAUCUAGUUCCGCUGCAAAGCUUGCCAACAUUGAAGACUGUGAAGGGGAGGGCACUCGCCAUUUCAUGGUCAAUGUCAUUGAACCACAAUUCAAUCUUCACUCAGAAGAUGCAAAUGGUAGAUUUCUGUUAGCUGCUGUCAGUGGCCGUGUUUUGGCUCGUUCGUUCCAUUCAGUUCUUUCCAUUGGCUAUGAAGUGAUUGAACAAGCUCUAGGUGGAGGAAAUGUUCAAAUUCGUGAAUCUCAACCUGAAAUGACAUGGAAUCGCAUGGAGUACUCUGUGAUGUUAGAACAUGUGCAGGCACAUGUUGCCCCAACUGACGUAGAUCCAGGGGCUGGACUGCAGUGGCUUCCUAAAAUUCGGAGAAGCUCACCGAAAGUGAAGCGCACUGGAGCUUUACUGGAGAGAGUUUUUAUGCCUUGUGAUAUGUACUUCCGCUAUACUAGGCAUAAAGGUGCAACCGCCGACUUGAAGGUGAAACCUUUGAAAGAGCUUUCAUUCAAUUCACAUAAUAUAACAGCAACAAUGACAUCCCGCCAGUUCCAAGUUAUGCUAGAUGUGUUGACCAAUCUUCUAUUUGCCCGGCUUCCAAAGCCUCGAAAAGUUAGCCUGUCGUAUCCAGCAGGUGACGAUGAAGAUGUUGAAGAGGAGGCUGAUGAAGUUGUACCUGAUGGUGUUGAAGAAGUAGAACUGGCAAGAGUGAACCUUGAACAGAAAGAAAGAGCGCAGAAGUUGAUCCAGGAUGAUAUUAGGAAAUUAUCUCUUUAUAAUGAUGCAUCUGUGGACAGGAACCCAGUAAAGGAAGGCGAUCUUUGGAUUAUUAGUGGGGGAAGGUCCAUUUUGGUGCAAAGACUGAAAAAAGAGCUAGUAAAUGCUCAAAAAUCCAGAAAAGUAGCAUCUGCAUCUCUGAGGAUGGCUCUACAGAAAGCUGCACAGCUCCGAUUGAUGGAGAAAGAAAAGAACAAAAGUCCUUCUUGUGCUAUGCGCAUCUCUUUGCAAAUUAAUAAAGUGGUUUGGAGCAUGCUUGUGGAUGGAAGAUCAUUUGCUGAAGCUGAGAUAAAUGAUAUGAUAUAUGAUUUUGACCGUGAUUACAAAGAUGUUGGGGUUGCUAAAUUCACAACAAAAUAUUUUGUUGUGAGAAACUGCUUACCAAAUGCCAAGUCUGAUAUGCUUCUAUCAGCAUGGAAUCCUCCUACUGAAUGGGGAAAAAAAGUGAUGCUUCGAGUAGAUGCUAAGCAGGGGGCUCCAAAAGAUGGAAACUAUCCUCUUGAACUAUUCCAGGUGGAGAUUUACCCCUUAAAGAUACAUUUGACUGAGACAAUGUACAGAAUGAUGUGGGAGUACUUUUUCCCAGAAGAAGAGCNAAAAAGUUUAUCUUCUCAACAAAGAGAAUCACUUCCUUCAUCACCAAGAGAGACCACCCCAUUUGAAAGUGAUUCAUCAAGUGAAUCUUCGCCUUAUGAGGAUUUCCACGAGUAG
Molecule: messenger RNA, 3888 nt
Organism: Nicotiana tabacum (common tobacco)
Lineage: Eukaryota; Viridiplantae; Streptophyta; Magnoliopsida; Solanales; Solanaceae
Source: RefSeq, a predicted model, not a curated record